Drosophila takahashii is the source of this 645-nucleotide messenger RNA. It is a transcript of the gene Bet1, whose product is annotated as blocked early in transport 1. Lineage: Eukaryota; Metazoa; Arthropoda; Insecta; Diptera; Drosophilidae. Gene Ontology annotation, cellular component: SNARE complex. Gene Ontology annotation, biological process: vesicle fusion with Golgi apparatus; endoplasmic reticulum to Golgi vesicle-mediated transport. Gene Ontology annotation, molecular function: SNAP receptor activity. The record is from RefSeq and is a predicted model, not a curated record.
AAAAACGUAAACCCGAUAGGUUUGGAAAUCGAAGAAGAAGAGAUAUACCGAAUUCCUUAGAUUUUAAAAAGUUUCAUUUAUUUAAUUGAAGCAUUAGCCUGACGAAUCCGGGAAUUCCGACCAAGGCCAACGGUCAAUGCGCAGUCAGCCGCAGAGUUGACACCAGAAACGAAAGCCACAACAGCUGUUCUGCCGCUGGCAAUUCGGAUGCCAAACUGGCACACACGGGGAGCAGUAUGCGCCGAAACAACUACCCAUAUCAGCCCCUGAACCACCAGCCAUCGGGACCGAGUCCUGCGAGUCACGAUUCCUUGGAGGCGGAAAACGAACAGGCGGCGGAGGAGCUGAAACAAAAGAUCGGGGCCCUGAAGUCCCUCACCAUCGAUAUAGGCAACGAGGUGCGCUACCAGGACAAGCUACUGCGCGGCAUAGACGAUGAUAUGGAUCGAACGAGUGGAUUCCUGGGCAACACGAUGACACGGGUGGUGCGACUGGCCAAACAGGGUGGUGGUGCCCGUCAGAUGUGCUACAUGUUUCUCUUUGUCCUCGUAGUUUUUUUCAUCCUCUGGCUGACCCUUAAGUUCAAGUAGUUGUUGCUAAUUUUUAUAAAAUAUAUACCUACAGAUUUGUAUUGUUUAGUUGAAA